Messenger RNA from Spea bombifrons (plains spadefoot toad), 1041 nucleotides. It is a transcript of the gene C3AR1, whose product is annotated as complement C3a receptor 1. Lineage: Eukaryota; Metazoa; Chordata; Amphibia; Anura; Pelobatidae. Gene Ontology annotation, biological process: positive regulation of cytosolic calcium ion concentration; complement receptor mediated signaling pathway; inflammatory response. The record is from RefSeq and is a predicted model, not a curated record. Gene Ontology annotation, cellular component: plasma membrane. Bases 1 to 1041 code for a protein of 346 amino acids. The transcript has 2 exons. Gene Ontology annotation, molecular function: complement component C5a receptor activity; G protein-coupled receptor activity.
AUGGCAGAGUUACCCGUGGAUCGUUACUCCCCCGAGUCUUUGGUCACGGUGAUGGUCAUGCUUAUCACCUUCCUUCUGGGCGUUCCUGGAAACCUGUUGGUGAUCUGGUUGACGAGCGUGAAGAUGAAACGCACAGUGAACACCGUGUGGUUCUGCAAUCUCGCGUUGGCUGAUUUGACCUGUUGCCUGUCUCUUCCUUUCUCCAUCGCCCUUGAGUUUCUCCACCAGCGCUGGCCGUACGGCUCCUUCCUGUGUAAGGUUUUACCUUCCGUCGUCAUUCUCAACAUGUUUGCCAGCGUCUUCACUUUGGUGGCCAUCAGCAUGGACCGUUGCCUCUUGGUGGUGAAGCCUGUGUGGGCCCAGAAUCACCGCAGUGUCCGCUCUGCUCGGUUCGUAUGCCUGGGAAUUUGUCUGCUGUCUUUCCUGAUGUGUCUUCCAGCAAUGCUUUACCGAGAAACCAGCACCUACCAAAAUACCACCACCUGUCAGUAUACGUACACCAGAGGGCCCUACGUUCCUGAUUAUGACUAUAACUAUGAUACCAUGCCAGGGAGCAGCACAGCUACACGAGACUUGGCCACGGAACCAACAAAUGACUCGAGCCAUCACGCCGUCAUCACCAUCGCCCGAGCCGUGUUCGGAUUUCUGUUACCGGCCCUCAUCAUCUCGGCAUGCUAUAUCCGGCUGGCAUGGAAAAUGCAAAAUGCCAGAUUCAACAGGAUGAGCAGAAAAACCCGUAAAGUGGUGUUUAGCAUCGUGUUGGCUUUCUACGUGUCCUGGGCUCCGUACCACCUGGUAGGUCUCACCAUGUUGCAUGUCGACAGCCCUAACAUGCACCACCUGGAUUCCCUCUCGCAGGCUCUAGCGUACUCAAAUAGCUGCAUUAACCCCAUCCUCUAUGUCUUCAUGGGCAAAGACUUCAAAAGCAAGUUGCGUCGGUCUCUCUUGGGGCUCAUAGAAAGCGCGCUCAGCGAAGAAGCUACUAAAUCCACCAGCCGAAGCAGAAGCCGGGUCAGUGCUCCAGAGAGUGUAACUCUGUGA